Messenger RNA from Temnothorax curvispinosus, 9151 nucleotides. It is a transcript of the gene Fas3, whose product is annotated as fasciclin-3. The transcript is spliced from 9 exons. The record is from RefSeq and is a predicted model, not a curated record. Bases 343 to 1800 code for a protein of 485 amino acids. Lineage: Eukaryota; Metazoa; Arthropoda; Insecta; Hymenoptera; Formicidae.
GGCAGACGGUCUUCGCGCGUCGAGCUCACCGGUCGCUCUCUCACGGUCACGCUUCUGUCACGUCACUGCUGCGAGCCCCGACGAUUUCGCGACGAGGAAACGAGGACGGAGUAAUAUUCGCGUACGAUCACGUAUCGCGCGUCGUUCCCGCGACGUACUACCGACUCUCGCGCGGUGGCCCGCGAUUUCGAAUCGGCGUUUCACGCGGCGGCACAUCCCGCGAGAUUCUCUGAGUUUUUAUUGUGUUCCUCCACCCAACCGCGGAAACGGUUGCGAGCGACAACGUGAAGUUCACGACUGGAGAAUUUGGUUUUGCGACAAGUGCUUCUAUUUCUUCUGUAUAUGUGCGCCGGAGCUGCGAGCGGCCGCAUCAGGAUGACGACGAUCACCGCCUGGGCCUGUGUCAUCGCCGUGCUGUGUUCAUCGAUUAUUGAAGCAAAAUCGAGUACAUUCAUAGACAUCGAUCCGAAAAAAGAGACGGCCGUGCGAGUAGGCGAGAGUUUGCAGAUUCUCUGCAGCGCCCCACAACCACUUCGCGUUUGUCGCGUAGAAAUUCCCGGCGAGGGUAGCAUUGUGUUAAAUGCGAACGAACCGUCGGAAGACGGCAUCGAGUAUUACGGCAAUGGACUAAAUAAUGGCCAGUGCGGCGUCCGUAUCGCUAAGGUGAAGGAAAUUCACGAUGGCAUCUUCAAAUGCUCUUUGACGGUCACCAAAGCCCGGCAAGAAUCGACUGCUUCUCUCAAGAUCAUUGUUGCGAGACCGCCCAACAAACCCGAUCUUCGUACGAAUCGCGGAAGUCUUGGCGGGACCCGAUUCAGGAGGGGCGAAAAAUUGGAAAUCAGCUGCAGCGCCCCGUCUGGACGGCCAGCAGCGAAUGUGUCCCUGUUUCUCGACGACGAACCGAUUGGCGAGGACAGGAACACCUUCUAUGACACGAACAUAGACGACGACUCGUUGGCAGUGCAGAACGCUUCGCGCAGUUUAGAAUGGACAGAUAACGGUAAAAUAUUAAGAUGCGUAGCCAAUCACAUCGCCCUCGAAAAGCCCAAGGAGACGGCUGUGCAACUCGAAGUAUUCUAUCCACCUCAGGCACAUGCGACCUUUGAACGCUUCGGAUACGUGGUUGGUAGACAGGGAAUCAUCAAUAUUACCAUUUAUGCGAAUCCUAGGCCGCGGUUCACAUGGCGAGUGAACGAUGAAAAAAUUGAUGAAGGUCGUCCCGACGAGAGUAAUCGAUUGGAAACUUCAACCGCCGUCGAUUUGGGGAAAGGAGCAUGGAGCGUAAUUCUGACGAUCGACAGCGUUCAGAAAUCCGAUACGGAAAAGGAGUACACGUUGGAGGCGACCAACAGCGAGGGAUCGUCUGAAUAUCGUAUCGUUUUGUCGACAUCCUCAGAACCGGCGGGACCGCUCAGUAGCCUCUAUGGUAAGCUCUCCGAACACAUGCACGCACUAGGCGUUGAUUUGGACGCUGGAUCCAUCAUCGGUAUCGUCGUGGGCGUUCUGGUGCUCGUACUCAUUAUUUUCCUCGUAAUCUUUGCACGCGCGACCGGCCGCUGGUGCUUUGCAGCGAGGCGUCGCGGCGACGAGGAGGCUGCGGGUGACGUCGGCGCCGGAAGCGAGGCGCACAUCACGCCCGGCGACGAGGACGACGAGGAACAGGAGGACCCGCGUAUCAUCGACGAGAAGGUGCCGCAGGGUGGCCAAGAGAAUCCGAUACACACGAGCACCGAGUACGUGAACGGCCGUACGGACGUCAAAGACACCAAGAAGGACGAGAAGACGGACACGCCCGUUUAAGAGAGGAGAAAAAACAGAAAAGAAAAAAAGACAAGAGAAGGGACGCAUUCCUCUUGCCUCGUUUCCUCCCUCUCUCUCUCUCUCUCUCUCUGUCUAUCUCUCCAUCUCUCUUUACCUAUCCUUCGUACGGGAAAACCGAGCUGUCGCACCUUACCACACGCCACGCCGGACUUUAGCAGUAACGACCCAAGUUUCUCCCUCCGGUGAUUUCCGUUUUUACAUCGCAAAACGCGCGGACACUUCUGUUAAGCGUCCGCGAUCGGAAAGUGAUCGUCGUGGAGCAAGUAUAGCCGGCGCGAGUAUACUAGCCACUUGCUUAUACUUAUUCCCAUUCUCACGCGAGCAAGACAGAAUAAUUUUUAACCCUCUCGUUCUCCGUCUGUAGAGCCGGAUGAGCGUAUUAAGAGAUUACGAUGUAAGAGUACAUAAACUAGAGACUUAUUAUAUAAAAAUUUUCCCGUAAAACGACGGCUUCGUCGUGUAAUUGACUUGUUUGAAUGUGAUUCUCUGAAAUGCCUAGGGUAAAUUGUAUAACGGUGGAUUUAGAAGGAGAUUAAGAGAUUAUAUAAGAGAAAGAAAAGAAGAGAAUAUAUUAUAUGAAAUUAAAAGAAAUAUAUAUAUAAGACAAGGUGUAUUCUAUUGUAUUACUGUAUUAAUAAUCGAUACACAUAUAAGUAUAAAAGUGGUUUUCAAAUGUAAAGGUAAUUUGGAGAUGAGAGGGUUAAAAAAGCAGUACGCAUUGCCUAUCUUGACAAUGCUCUACAAGUUGUUAAUAUUUAAUAUACUUAUUUUAACAAUUGAGAAAAAGUAUUUAAAGCUGUAGGAGACCUUUUAUAACAAACGACGAUGAUGAAGACGAUAAACUUUUAAACAUUAUUUUCCCAUAAAUUUUUUCAGUUUCUUUUUUUACCACGUUAACUUUUUCUUCUUAGAAGCUGCAGCGAAGAAAACUGAACUCUUUCUCAAUUCUCACUUGUAAUCCCGGUGGUAAAUUUUCUAUUGUCGAUACACUUGCCUUUCAACCUGCGAACGCCUUUGCAACGUACGAGAUAGUCAUUUUAUUAAAUAUAAAACGAUCGCGAAAACUAUAGCCAUUGUAAAUUUGUGCGCGCGUCAAAUCGAUCGACAGCGAGAGAAUGGUUUUCUAAAUUUCCAAUUGGGAAACGAAUUAUGUUUUUAAUCGUGCGUCGUCUUCUCAUUUUCUCUGACGACAGCUGGUUAGGCCUUCGAGUACGACCGUAAGUGUUCGCGUUCGAGGAAGCUUGGAUCUUGAUCCGUCGAUGUAUUCGGCUAUGAUGUUCCGAAUCUCCUUUAUUCAACCGUCAGUAACAACAAAAUUGUCUGGCGAAUCCGAUUUUUGUGUCCUUCUUUUUAUGAUCUAUGCGUAUUAACAAAAUCUCAAAGUGAUGCGAUACGUGAUUUUGCUGAUACGCGUACACGCGCGCAUAAUUUUUGAUUCCUUAUUUUGCUGGUAUCUGUUAAGAUUUCAAGAACUGAAGUCGACCAUUACUCUGAUCGAUUGUAUCGAUUAUAUAAUUUCGAUUAUAAAUUAUUCGUUUUAUAUAAAAUAUUUUAUAUAAAUUUUAUACUAAUUUUAUACAUUAAUAUUUUAUAUAAAAUAUUUAUUUAAAAAAAAACUAGAGUGUGGAUCUGAUGUGAAUCUUGAAUUUUUCCUUUUUUUUUACGGAUCUGUAAGUGUCGAGAUAUACGGAAUGGCGAUCAAAAGAUUUUCGCCGCGAUUUAGUCGCCACUGGACGCAUGUGAUUUUUCAUGCUGGACAUUAGCGAUAAUUAUGAUGUAGUUAUAACAAAUUUCGCGGGGACGUGUCGUCCUCGGGUCACGAUAGGCACUCACGAUAACCGGAACAAAUCAAAUUGCGCAGCCGAGCGAACUUUUUAUAAACAAGAACAAAUAAUGACACAACACGCGUACACACAUACACAUUUGUUACAGACGACGAGACAUUACGCAUACGCACGUACGCAUCCAAUUCCGGAAAUACUUGCACGUGUAUUAUAUACCGAAUGAUUUGACAGACGCUGUAAUCUUGUCUGUAAAGAAAGCGAGGUGUUCUAUUUCUGUCCGUAAUUAAUCGUCAAUUGCCAGAAUCUUUUUUUAACGAAAACGAGGAAUUAUUACUUGUUACAUUGUUUAAAUAAAAUGGAGUUAAUAAUCAAAGUAAAAUUUUUUUACAGUAAAAUAAAGUUUUAAUUUAAAAAAAAUAAUAUUAAAAAGCUAAAGUCUAAAGUCUCUCUCUAAAACCUAAUCUUAAAUACAAAAAUUUUUUUUGGCCAAAUAAUCCUAUAUCAGAAUGUUCGUCUCCUAUUUUUAUCUUGAAAAUUUUCCAUUGAUAUUUAAUCUGACAGAGAUAAAGACACUUUUAAAGCUUCUCAGCGACAUAUUCGUGCAGGAAAUAACACGUACGUGCGUAUUACUGUCGUUAAGGUGAAAGAACCACAUUCCUUAAGAUACUCCGAAUUCACUAGAAAUGUUUUCAUAAACGUGAAUUUUUGUAGGAAACGUGUACAAUACUGUGAUCACACAUCUUUCCGUUCUAUUGCGACAUGCAAUAACAUGUUUUCGAUGAUAAUUUUCGAGAACGGUCAAAUUUCGAUGAAAUGAUUUUUUUUAUCUCAACGCACUCUGAUCUUAGAGCUACGAAAUUUUUACCACGAGAUAUUACGAAUCAAAGAUCUCCACAACAUAUAUACGACGAAAGCAAAUCGAACAAUAGGAACAAUUGCGAGACACGUGAGAAAAUUAGAUCGCGAAAUUCGAGAUCGAAAUGUGUGAUCGUGUCUUUAUAUUAUCCUACAGAACUGUUAUUAUCCAGUGUCUUUUGUACUGUAACAUUUUUAUGAAUAUUGUAACAUUCCUGGCGUUUUACUCUUGUGCUUUACUUUUCGGGAUUACACGUGUACACGUUGUGGUGGUGUGAUGUGAUCCCCAAAUGUACCAUCCGCGACUCGAAUGGUGAUUCCAUCCGAGUAUGUGCCCUCAAUUUCGACUGUUGCGAUGGUAGCUCGAUCGGCCGAUAAGGGCGACGAGUAUUUUUCCGGAAUUUGUUUAUAAACUUACAAUUAGGCGGCACGGCGCUCGCUAGAAAGCGCGUUUGCUAAUUAGUGUGGUGCCGGGUUGCCAUCUCGAUAGAGGCACACGCGGCCACCACAACUUAAAUGUAUUUUAUCAGCGAGAGAUCUUUUUACAAGUUGUAUACACAUAUACAUUAGAGAGCAAUAAGAUCAUUGCGCGAGUAUACAGAAUGUUGCGUGAAUUCUUAAACAGGAAUGCAUCUAAUGUUACAUCUAAUUCCAACGAGUUUGUUCAGGCAGAAGUCUAUCGAUUUGUCCAAAAAAACGUGAAUCUCAAAUGAAUCUCAAAAAUACACAUUUGAACUUUUAAUUUAUGCUCUAUUAGAAAAUUGGAAUUUUCUUGCUAUUUAGUUUUAUUUCCUGUUUUCCUGAAAUUUACGAAACAUUCUGUACAUAAUUACACUGAAACGUUUAACAACGUUUCGAUUAUUGCGACUUUAUAAGAUGCGAAUUCCACUUAGAGAGAAUCUCAUUUGCGAAACGAAUUAUAUGUAAUAAUUAUUGCGUUUUAUAUAUAAAAAGUGUGAUUUUAUAUGCGGCAUUUAAAUACGAAAGAUGCAUUCGAAUCCGACCGUGGAUCAUACGAUUGACGGAUAUAAUCGAGCCAAUAAGAUUUAUAUAUGAUAUUCUUACGAUAUAUACGAUAAAACAAAUUAUAUCCCUCCAAACGUCACUAGACAGUAUUAUAUGUAUAUCAACACCGACAGUCUCCGUUUGACGUAAUUUUUCAUUCUACAAUAUUUUCUACAAUACAUGGCUAUUUGUAAGAGCGGCAUUUGUGGUUACGUAAAUAACUGCAGAAUUUUUAUAUAAAAAAAGACGUAUUUUUUAGUUACUCAGUAAAUUAAACUUUUUUUUUUUCAACAACACACACAACCUAUUUCACUUGUUGGAUGGCAAGUAUAAUUAAUGCGCUGUGUAUACAAAUUGAAUCGUAUCUAGGGGAAAUAUGAUAUGAGUUUUAUAAGUACAAUUGUGAUAAUCAAAUUUUCGAAGCUUGUUAUAUUAAAAAAUUUGUGCGAUAGAUGUUUCACGGUGCGAUUCACUUUCAUGUUAAAUAUGUCAGCGGUACGUUAAAUAUAUUUUCCAUCCAACGGCAUUUACAUCCUGCGGAAUUAUUGAGAGGUUUGCAUCGAGCUUUUGAAGCGGUAGAUUUCGGCGAGAAUUAAAAUUGUGAUAGAAUUACGUUCUGAAUAAUUUCGAAAAAUUCCUGGCAGAUUGAGCUCUCAAUUCUUGUAAACGAACAAAAAUAUUUUCCUUUUCUAACAUUGAAUCGAAUUUAAUUUAAUACAGUUUUAUUUUUAGUUAUCGAGAUAUUUAACGUUAAGACAUUCGUACAAGAGAAUAUGCUCUCAUUUCGAUGCAAACCUCACGGAGACGUUCUAUACGCAUUUACCAGAAAUACUUUCUGCGGCGCAUCAAUAACGUUACGAAAGAAAGGUAAAUUCUUAUUGUUUCCUUCGACAAUAAGUGUCGUUUGUACUUUUGUACAGGUGACUUUUCUUCAGCUAAUCACCAAACGCAAUCGUGCAAUUUUAAAUGAAGUACUCGUACAUAUUUACACACACACACACACACACAAUACAUAACGUAGGUCUCGUCGGCAUCGCGUAAAAAAGAAAAUCGAAUAAGAACCAAAGGGCGGAUUUUCUCAUGUUCUAUUCAUCGAUUCAUACAUUUCCGAAUUCUGCACGUACGCUCCUCCGCUGUUUCUUUUUUUUUGCCCGGAUGCGCGUUCGUGUGUUUUCACUUAUACAAGAAAAGAGCCGUGCUGAGACCGACACGGGAUCAUCUCGAGAUUCUCGUCAGAGAUAUGAUACGAUUAUUAUGCAGAAUAUUGAUAAAGAAUUGAUCGAAUUUCGUUUGGAAGGAGAAACGCCGGUGCAGUUUGUCGGUCGACGGUCGAAUCUCUACUGCGUGUUGUACAUACUCUAAAUAUAUAUAAAUAUAGAUAUAAAUAUAAAUAUAAAUAAAGAUAUAUAAAUAUAAAUAUAUAUUAUAAAUAUAACGGUACGAGAGUCGCGAAUAAAGACGGUAUUAUAUAUUCUGCGUCGGGGGCACUUGGCUUGCAACUCGUGAAACGCCGAUCGAGUUUAAGUGACACACUUAUAUCCGCGCUUGCACUCCAAUUGCCGGGUCGACCUGUCGUUAUUAUCCGUGAAACUUUUUCAGGGUGAAAGAUAUUAUUGGGGGGGGGGGAGGGGGCAGAAAAUGUGUGAGAUUUACUUAACGGGAGUUGAUAGAACUUUUUUUCCGAAAAGGACGACGCGCGCGCGCGCGGGAUAGACGCGAUAAUGAUACGUCAGUAUUUUGUAAUUGGGACGACCGACGUCAUUUUUACGCGUCGCGUUCUAUAUACGAGGGUACGAGCCUUUCCCUUAAUACGGCUCGCGUAGUAAAACGAGGGAAAUGUUACGCGUUCAGUUAUAGAGGGCAUUUAUCCUUCCGCCUCUCUCUCGCGUGCCCUAUACUCAGCCGUAAGCUCGUCCCUUUAUUUCCCUUUCCCGUCUAUAUUUCUCCGUAAUAUAUAUAUGGCAAAAGUUUCUUCCGCUAUUUCCGCUCUCUCCGCUUUCCAGCGAUAUUGGAAGCGAAGGGAGGAAAGUGUCGUAAGAUACCGUAGAAGAAUGACGUCGGUUGUUGCACUUGCGAGUUACUGGACAUACCGCGGCUACAUUGCCAACGGGGGCGGGCCCCGUUCGCGAGGGUACGUUGGUUCGCGCCGUCACACAGAGGCUGUCUCGCAUCAGUUUUCAACCCGAGUAUAUCGAGAUUUGUUAGUAUAUAUAAUAUAUAAUAUAUAGUAUAAAUAUAUAUGUGUAUAAUUUAUGCAUUAUAUAUGUAUAAUCACGGUAAUAUAUAUUAUGUAUACUAAUGUCAGUAUGUUAAAUAUAUGUAAUAGAGCCUAAAAGAAAAACGGGGAAAGGGGAAAAUCGUGCGUUUAUCUAAAAAAAAAAAGACAUGAAUGGAGGAAGAUAUCUGCAUAUCUUCACACAUCGCGACGAUCUUGUUUUAGCGAGUGCGAACGCAAGAGCGAGCACUAGGGCGACCCGAAUUUUUUAUAUACAUAAUAAGUAAUAUAUGUGGUCACACAUCCGAUUUUUAAAUGUUUUACAAUAUUCCGAUAAAAGCGAGAGGUCACGUGUCGUUUCCCGAAAAAGGAACGACGCGAGGAGAGAACUGAUCGAAAACUGAUGAAUGUUCAAUUUUUCCGUCUUAGGCUAGGCUAUAUACACGAAAUCCUCACUAUCGGAAAAUAAUAAACGCGCGUGAAUAAACGACUAUCGAGACUCUUUCUCGAGUCUAUCGGAAACUUUUGCUAAUUGAAAGUCGCUCUCAGCACAUUAAACUCUUAAGCAAAUAGUAACAGUCUAAUUGGAGACUAAUUAAACGAUUAUUAGGAGAAUAAUUUUUUUAACGAGCGAAACAGAGAUUGUCGUAAAGAUCUUGCCAGAUUUGUUCUAAAAUAAACUUCGAAUUUAGUAAACUCGAGUGUUGAAAGCCUUUCAUUGCAGCUUAAUCUCUAUCAAGACAAGAAUAACUUAUUCUUUUAUCUAAUUUUAGUUUUGUCUGUGAGUUGUUUUGAUUUUAUCAGCUGUUCUACAUUUCAAUCAGUCGCUGUUACUAAACUUACAUAAGGCCACCAUGAUAAGUGUUUCAAUAAAACUCACGAGAUUAGAUAAAAGCUCGAACAGAUCCGGAAGUAUGUAUAGCGAGAACAACGUCGAAGAACACUGCCAAAAAUACCGAUACAUAGAAUUUUUUGUCAUACUUACGAAAUGCCAUAAGAGAAAAAUGUCACGUACAACCUUCACUCUUAAUCAUAUAAGUUACGAGCUAAAAACGAUAAGAACGAUUACUUGUGAACCGCAAUACACCCGCUUACAUAAAAUUAUCGGUGUUUACAAAAUGCGUAACAUGCAAGUAUCGUCGUAGACUGCGACUCGUUCCGAUUUAUGGCGCUGUUUAUCUCAUUUAUUCCGAUCGAGAGAUCGUUAAACAUAAUCUUGUCGUCGGUAUAAUGUGAAGAACAGAAAGGAGACGCGAAAUUAUUUAUACACGUGAAUCCACUUGCGUACAAAUCUCCCGAUAAAUUUUAAUACGUUUCAUUGAUAUUGAUACAUUUAUUGCGUAAUUCUCACUCUUAUAAUAAAUUAAUUGUAAUGUAACAAUACUUUUAAUGUGUACAACUUAAAUCUCGAUGAUCAUGCUUUCAAAACAUGUUUAUACAAUCGCGCGUAUGUGUGUGUGUGUGUGUGUGU